CAUAUUCAUCAAACUCUCACACCAACACAAUACAGCACAACACAAAGUUCUUCAGCCCACUCUCUCAAUCACAUAGUUCUCCCAUAUCAUCAUUCACAGUGAGCAGGAAAACAAAAGGGUAAUGGGAGCUUCAGCAGCAGGAAUGAUUCAGCUGGGAAUUUCUCUCGUCGCGGUCUGUUUGCUUGCUAUGGCUGAGCCAGGGCAUGCUGCAACCAGGCACUACACGUUCGAUAUCAACCUGCAAAAUGUGACCCGGCUCUGCCACACCAAGAGCAUGGUGACAGUAAAUGGGCAGUUCCCAGGUCCCAAGAUUGUGGCAAGAGAAGGUGAUCGUCUCCUAAUCAAAGUCGUCAACCAUGUCCAGAACAACAUGUCCAUCCAUUGGCAUGGGAUCCGGCAGCUAAGGAGCGGGUGGGCGGAUGGACCUGCAUACAUAACCCAAUGCCCGAUUCAGACCGGUCAGAGUUAUGUAUACAACUACACCAUUGUUGGCCAGAGAGGAACCCUAUGGUGGCAUGCACACAUCUCAUGGCUCAGGUCAACUGUUUAUGGUCCCAUCAUCAUCCUCCCCAAGCUUGGUGUCCCUUACCCAUUCCAGAAGCCUUACAAAGAAGUUCCCAUCCUGUUUGGAGAGUGGUUUAAUGCUGAUACUGAAGCAAUCAUCAAUCAGGCCACGAUAACAGGUGGAGGCCCAAAUGUCUCUGAUGCGUACACCAUUAAUGGACUUCCAGGCCCAUUAUACAACUGCUCCGCCAAAGAUACGUUCAAACUGAAUGUGAAACCGGACAAAACCUAUAUGUUGCGACUAAUCAACGCUGCUCUCAAUGACGAGCUCUUCUUCAGCAUCGCAAACCACAGCCUCACCGUUGUUGAUGCCGAUGCAGUCUACGUCAAGCCUUUCUCCACCGAUGUCCUACUCAUUGCCCCCGGUCAAACCUACAACGUCCUGCUCAAAACGAAAUCGGUUCACCCCAACGCCACAUUUUUCAUGGCCGCCAGGCCAUACGUGACCGGACAGGGUACUUUCGACAACUCAAGCGUUGCCGGAAUCCUCGAAUACGAACAUACAUCACACGUCAAAACCCUCCCGGUUUUCAAACCAACCCUACCCGCACUAAACGAUACCGCAUAUGCGACAAAAUUCUCCAACAAGCUGCGUAGCUUGGGAAGCAAGCAAUUUCCUGCCAAUGUUCCACAGAAGGUUGACAAACAAUUCUUUUUCACCGUGGGCCUAGGAACCAACCCAUGCCCGAAGAACCAAACCUGCCAAGGGCCCACUAACACGACCAAGUUUGCAGCAUCGAUCAACAACGUCUCGUUUGUCAUGCCGACAAAUGCUCUGCUUCAGUCGCAUUACACGGGACAAUCGAACGGUGUCUAUUCUCCUUACUUCCCGAUCAGUCCUCUGAUUCCGUUCAACUACACCGGAACCCCGCCGAACAACACGAUGGUGAGCAACGGUACGAAGUUGACGGUGUUGCCGUUCAAUACUAGCGUGGAGCUGAUAAUGCAGGACACCAGCAUUCUGGGGGCAGAGAGUCACCCGCUUCACUUGCACGGGUUCAAUUUCUUUGUUGUGGGGCAAGGAUUUGGCAACUUUGAUAAAGCCAAAGACCCGGCCAAGUUCAAUCUGGUUGAUCCGGUUGAGAGGAAUACUGUUGGGGUUCCUUCGGGUGGGUGGGUCGCUAUCCGGUUCCUGGCUGACAACCCAGGGGUGUGGUUCAUGCACUGUCAUCUGGAAGUUCAUACGAGCUGGGGAUUGAAGAUGGCUUGGGUGGUUUUGGAUGGAAAGCUUCCCAACCAGAAGGUUCUCCCGCCACCUGCUGAUCUGCCCAAGUGCUGAGAAAUCAAUUUAUGUGCCCGGUUCAUACGAGCACAUUCCCGACCACAAGCUGAUCUUUCUCUUUUGUUUGAUUUCGUUGAUUUUUGUAACUUCGGUUUGAUUCUAUUUUCUUAACGAGAGCCAAUCUUGAAUAACCUGUAACUACCCGAUUAAUGACGAGGGAUAGAAGAGACAGGAUGAAAUUUCAGGACGGAGAUAUGACAUAUGAGGAUUCGGAGAGACUAAGAGAUAUUGUACUGAUGAAUGUUAUUUAUUAUUGUAUUUUGGGAAGAUUCAAUGGCAAAAGUGAGAUUUUUUCUAUUAGGCUUAAGUUCCAUUAAUGAUUUCACUUUAGAAAAUUGCG
This is a messenger RNA of Linum tenue, 2186 nucleotides long. The record is from the annotation of a GenBank genome assembly. NCBI's taxonomy places the organism in Eukaryota, Viridiplantae, Streptophyta, Magnoliopsida, Malpighiales, Linaceae.